UCUCUUGAAAGCAUCCAGAUUAUUGGCCUCCACUGCCUUCUGAGGCAGAGAAACACAGAUGCACAACUCUUUGGGUGAAAAAGCUUUUCCUAAUCUCUGUUCUAAAUGGCUUACUCCUUAUUCUAAACUGGAGCCCCUGGUUCUGGAUUAUUAAUUUAUUGAAAAGAAUUGAAGUAUACUAAACAGAAAGGUACACAAAGGAUGAUAACAGAUUUUAUAAGAAAUCAGAGUGAAAGCUCUAUUCUGUGGAGAGUGAAUCAGUUAAGGUUUCAGUCAUUGAUUCUUCGUUAGGUCAAUGACCCAAAAUUUUAACUAGCUCUUCUCCACAGAAUGUCAUAUGACCUGAAUACUGGUUUUAUUACACAUUUCUAGCAUCUGCAGUAUUUGAUUUUCAAAUGAAUCAAAGGACCCAUUUGCAAAAUUGGCUUCUAUUCAAAACGCAAAAUGAAAUUGAAGAGAGUAAUUUAUAUUUACAUCCUUGGAGCAAAUUAUGAUCCAUAAUAGCAAUUUAUUGAUACAAAUUUUAUCCAGGCAUUGAAGUGAACUGCUCACCAGCAUUCCGUCACGGAAAUGGAUAAACGCAUUGGACUGCAACGCCAGACUUUUAACGUUACAACAAAGUCAGUUCAAAUUGUCGACAGAAGUUAGAGGCAGAGGAUUUUAACUCACAGAUCCUCCUUUACUGCAGUCUACCCUCCGACAGAAACCUUCCAACUGCAGAGAUUGCUGGACAGAAGCGGAUAAGCAAUUGCAAUAUUAAAUGGCUUUAAAACAUCCCUGCCAAAGGCCCACGUCGACAGAUCACGGACAAAAUCAAAGGUUCAGACAGCUUGGAGUUCAUUAGUGCAGGGGACAAUGACUUUCCUCCAAGCUGCAAAAAACUCAAGACUGAAAAGGAUCCCCAGGUAGGCGUUGAGGCAGUGGGUCACCAAGAAGAAUCUCCUGCUAGGCCGCCCAAUGUGUCCAGACACCGUCAUGAUGCUUCCUUUCGACAAACGAAUGGCUUUGUGAAUCACAGCCAUCUGGAGGCAAGCGUGGAAGUUAUGCUGGAAGAAGACUGCGGUUUUGAGGAAUCGUCCUUGUAUUGUGAAAGGCUCAGCAAAACCAAAGUGCCGGAUGAUGGGAAACUCUACAAAUGUUCCUACUGUAGCUACACAACUGACCAGUCGGACAAAUUGAAGCAUCAUUUCCUGAUUCACGAAGGCCAGAAGGCUUCAAGGGACGUCACUGCACCUGACGGAUUGGAAGCCCAGUCACAGAAAAAGUCCUACAAAUGCACCUACUGUCAUUUUGCCUGUGAUCAUAUGAUCACCUUAACGCGACACAAGAGGCAGCACAUGAGCAAGCCUUUAAUGGAUAAAAAAGGGAGCACUGUUUCUAAGAAACCUGUUUCCUCUCAGGCAGACUGUGACAAGACCACCAUGGAAAGUGAAAAGAAGUUUUACAAUUGCUCAUAUUGCAAUUAUACAUCAUCUUUGAUGGGGAAUCUACAGCGCCACAUCCGUAUCCACCUUGGAGAAAAGCCCUUCAAGUGUGACCAGUGCUACUAUGCAACUGGCCAGUCAGGAAACUUGAAGCGUCACAAACUAACUCAUACACAGAAAAGAUCUUACGCUUGCAACCAGUGUGACUAUGCAUCUGGUCAGAUGGGCAAUCUCAAACGUCACAUGCUGACGCACUCACGGAAAAAGAGCUUCAAAUGCAGCCAGUGUGACUACGAAGGCGAAAGUAUGGCUGACUUAAUGAGGCACAAACAAAACCACAAGGAUGACAAAGCUUUCUUGCAAAACAAUGAACCAGACACAACUGCAUUAAACAAGAAUGACGAGAAGCCUUAUAAGUGUUUGUAUUGUAGCUAUGCCUCGCCACUGUUGGGGAACCUCCAGCGACACAUGCGUAUCCACCUCGGAAAAAAGCCCUUCAGGUGCGACAAAUGUGAUUAUUCCUCCUCUCAGACGGGGAACCUGAAACGCCACAAGCUGACGCACACACGUGAGAAAAUAUUUAAAUGCCGCCACUGUGGCCACAUCUGCAGUAACUUGAUAGAUUUAAAACGGCACAAAGUGACUCACUUAAAGGAUAAGCCCUUACAAGAUGAUGAAAAAGCUCCAGAGAACAAGCGAGGCGUCAGCGAUGAACUCUCGGCCCUUACUCCCAUUCAAGCUGAAACGGGCACUGGGGAUAAAAAUCCUUACGAAUGUUCGUAUUGUGAUUACACGUCGUUAUUGGUGGGAAACCUCCAAAGGCACACUCGCAUUCAUCUUGGAGAGAAGCCCUUCAAAUGCGACCAAUGUGACUAUGCAACCUAUCAGUCUGGGCACCUCAGGAGACACAGACAGACACACGUGCACAAAAGAUCACUGAGGUGCCGCUUUUGUGACUAUGUCUGUGGGAAUGUGAGAGAAGUAAAGCAGCACCAACAAGAGCACACCAAGAAAACUGGAAGCGGAGACAAGAAGCCUUUCAAAUGCACACACUGCAAUUAUGUGUCUUCUUUAUCAGGGAACCUGCAACGGCACAUCCGUAUCCACUUGGGAGAAAAACCCUUUAAAUGUGACCAAUGCGAAUAUGCAUCCCACCAGUCGGGAAAUCUCAAGCGUCACAUAUUAACUCAUUCUCGGCCCAAGUCCUUCAAAUGUGGCAUCUGCUACUGUACCUGCGGCAGCGCCGCGGGGCUAAAGGAACACAAGGAGAAUCACAUCAAGAAAGAAUUUCUGGUGCAGGAAGACGAGGAUGGGAUUGGGAAAACCCAGGAGCGUUAUUCCUGCAAGCUGUGUAGCUUUGUCUCAGAAUAUCCCGGUCAUCUCAUGCGCCACAUGAAAACUCACAACUCGGAGAAGCCAUACAAGUGUCACUACUGUGCAUAUGCGACAGUACAACAGGGCAAUCUGAAACGGCACAUAUUAAUCCACACUGGGGAAAAGCCCUUCCAGUGCGACGAGUGUAGUUACACCUGUAGCCGGAUGGAGAAUUUGAAACGGCACAAGCAAAUCCAUGUGGAAAAUACAUUGCCGGAAGAAGGGGAAGGCAGCAGUUCGUUGAAAUCCAAGAAUCCCUUUCCUUGCGAAUUGUGCAACUUUAAAGCCCAGUACCCCAGCAUCCUUGCAAGGCACAUGAAAACUCACACAGAUGAGACAGGGAAAGCAGAGGGGGCCGAAAGUGUCUGCCCGGAUGAAAAGCCCUUUCGGUGUGACCAGUGCACCUACUGUACCUGCAGUACGACCAGCUUGAAGGAGCAUUUGCAGAGCCAUGUGGAUGGUGCAGUGGCACAAGAGUGCAAGGAAGAACACAACACUGAAAAUGCCCCGAAGCAUUUUUCUUGCAAUCUGUGUGACUUCAUCACCAACGAUCCAGAGGACCUAAUGAGACACAUAAAAACCCACAGCACAGGCUCUGCACUCGGUGAUCUCCACACCGCUUCCACUGAGGUACAUACAUGUCAAAGCAGUGAGAACAUCUUCUCUUGCAAGUUGUGCAAUUUUGUUACACAGUACCCCAACCACUUCAUAAUGCACAUGAAAAUGCACAUGAAAACUCACAGCACAAACAAUAGUGAAUACCAGUGUUCCCAUUGCAACUAUACCACCAAGCAAAGUGGGAACUUUAAGCGCCAUAUCCAGGUUCACUUGGGUGUAAAGCCAUAUAAAUGUAAAAAGUGCGACUAUGCUUCAAUUAAUUUUGCAAACUUGAAGCGGCACUUGCAGACCCAUAUGAAACAAACAUCUAACCAAAUCAAUCUCCCCUCUUCUGAUACUGUUGAUCAGGCACAAAAGAACAUAAAAAAGGAGAAAGAUGACAAUGUAGAUUCGCAGGAAGAUAGCUCUGAAAAUAAUGACAAACCUCCCAGCUGUGCUUCAAGACAUUUAAAACGGAAGAGGCAGCAUAAAUGUCCCCAUUGCCCAUACAAGACCAUCGAGCUGGGGAACCUCAACAGACACGUCAGGAGCCACAGAGGAGAGAAACCCUUUAAAUGCACUCAGUGUAACUAUGCUUCCACCCAAAUGGUCAACGUCAAACGACACCUUCUAACUCACACGGGAAAGAGGUUCUACCAGUGCACGGAGUGCGAGUUUCUGUGCGAGAGCAAGGUGGCCUUUAAACUCCAUAAGCAGAAUCAUAUGGAAAGUUUAGAGAUAAAGAAGGAAGGGGAGAAUGAGAAUGGCCUUGGCAAAGAACAGAAAUUCUUCUCUUGCGAGUUGUGCAAUUUUGUCUCUCAGUACCAGAGCAACCUCAUAAGACACAUGAACAUACACAACUACAGGAGGCCAUACAAAUGCUCACAGUGUAACUAUGUCUCUGCCCAACAGGGCAAUCUGAAGCGACACAUGAGGAACCAUCUGCAGAGAGAAACCUUCCAAUGUGAACAGUGCAACUAUUCGUGUGCUUCCAUGACCAACCUCAAACGACAUGCCAGGGUUCAUACAAGUCCAAUUGUGCAAUAAAGGGAAAGCUUGCGUUGGAAAGGUUAAAGAGCCCUGUUCAACGGGUUAGAUUGUUGUGAUGGGCAGCACUCUGCAUCCUACACUGACAUAAGGAGUAAUGCAGAGUUAGAUAUGUUUUACUGUGGAUUAUCCCAGUAUAUAACUAAAAGGUGCAGUGAUGGACUCUUGCAAGCCAUCCAGUACAAGCAACAUCAAGAGACUAAAGGGACUUGUUUGGGAUAAAAUGGUAUUAAUUUUGGGGACAAGCAUUGGUGGUGUGCCACUUUACAACCAUACUUGAAAUCAUUGUAAAUCUUAAAAAUACAUUGGUGUGAACAUAAGUUCUGAUUGUUUAACCCACAUUAGAGUGAAGCUCUCUUCCGGCCUCUUUGGAAUGUUCACUUGUCUUAAGUAGAUUCUUGGUUAAAACUGCCAAUUUUCGAUCAAAGUGAAAACCAGAGGCUAUAACUUUCACUGAAAAAAAAUCAAAGUAAAGUAGAUAUCAGGUAGACUUCAAAUCGAAAGGUGAUAAACGUUUGGUUAUAUCAUAGCAAAAAAAAAAAAUAGAAGGGGUAUUCAUGAUAAUUGUUAAAACGGGGCCAUUGGGAUACAGGAGGAAAGCUGAUUUUUCCAAUUGCAUCCACGUCUUAUGUUUGUUUAAAAUUAUGUAAAUAGGUCUUAAGAGGUAAAUAACCUAUUGAAUGUACAUUAGCAGAUUGGAGAUGCUGCACAUCCAUAUUAAUCUAGCAGUGAUCAUUGACUGGCUAAGUAGACAAAGCUGUACACCUAUUUCUUUUUCUUGAGGGGCUGAGCCUUUUGUCUUUCCCAGGAUUACUACAGUCGUUUUACACUGGGGUUGUUGAUUUAGUUUAAAUUUGAGCAGAGUGUUCAAUCACAUUAAAUACUAAAGCAUGGGUUGUAAUUAUUUUUUUGAUAAUUUAUAUAUUUAGUAAUGAUUAGAGAACAUUCAUUAUUAUGUGCUUCUGAAUUUCAUCUGAAUCUGUCACCGUAACAAACUGCUUAUAUAAGUUUGUCCACGAAAUGCCACUUUAUUGUUUGUGCGUGUCAUUCAAAUUUCCUUAAACUUUCCAAUGAAUUAUAAAUGUAGCCAAUUUGGACACGAUCCCUUAAAAGUGAAUUCAAUCUUGGUUUUAUUACAAUUUAACAUUUCUGGUUUUGUUCUUAUUGCACCAGAAUUAGAAUAUGCAUUUCAGGUAGUAAGACAAAAAAAACUUAAGUAGAGAAUGUAGAAACAAGGAACUGCAGAUGCUGGUUUACAAUAAAAGAGACAAAGUGCAGGAGUAACUCAAUAGGUCAGGCAGCAUCCCUGGUUGGGUGAAGUUUUGGGUCUGGACCCAUCUCAGACUGUGGGGAGGGAAAGAAAGCAAGAUGAAAGCCUUGCUUUCUUUGCCCCACCGUCACCAUCAGACUGAAAAACGGUCCUGACCUGAAAGGUCACCUAUCCAUGUUCUCCAUGGAUGCUGACUGACCUGAAUUACCCCAGCACUUUGUGGGUUUUUUAAGAUAAAAAUAAAUAUUGGUCUGGUUGUAGUGCAGGGAUUCCCUUUAGUGCAAUAUCACUGUGACAUGAAAUGCAUAAUUGUGGGAAACAAUUUGGACUGCAGAACUGAAGAUGCAAAUUCUCUUGCAGUUACGUAGGAGAAUGCAAAAUGCCCGUUACACUGGAAGCAAAUUAAAUCUGCUGAUUAGGUUUUGGUAAAACCUUUUUCAUUUUUGUCAUUGAAAGUUGCAAAUAUUUCACGGAUUGUAGUUUAAUUUAGUUUGCAAAUGCUCCUGGUAAAUCAGGAUGUACAAUGGAGGAAAAAACAUAGCAGAAACCGGUUUGCAAUUGUAAUUUCAGUCUUUCGAAACGCUAUUCUCUCUGUCGCUCUGCACUUCAUAUCGUUCGGACUUGUUGAAUUUUCCAUGUUACAAGGCAAUAGAAACUACAGGUGCGGAUUUGGAAAAUAAAUUAUUUCGCAAGACAUUGAGACUUUCCAGAAACAAUGUUUGUAUCAAAUGCCAUUUUUUUUGCUUUGUUUGGCAUAAAGUUGAUCAAUUAA
Messenger RNA from Leucoraja erinaceus (little skate), 6484 nucleotides. Its product is annotated as zinc finger protein 208-like. Gene Ontology annotation, molecular function: RNA polymerase II cis-regulatory region sequence-specific DNA binding; DNA-binding transcription activator activity, RNA polymerase II-specific. Gene Ontology annotation, cellular component: nucleus. Gene Ontology annotation, biological process: regulation of transcription by RNA polymerase II. Bases 1044 to 4442 code for a protein of 1132 amino acids. The transcript has 2 exons. The record is from RefSeq and is a predicted model, not a curated record. Lineage: Eukaryota; Metazoa; Chordata; Chondrichthyes; Rajiformes; Rajidae.